Molecule: messenger RNA, 8358 nt
Organism: Vitrella brassicaformis
Lineage: Eukaryota; Vitrellaceae
Source: the annotation of a GenBank genome assembly
GACCAGGUUGUGCACCCGCUGACCCGAGCCUUUUGUUUCCCCCUCCUUCCAGCCGGUUCGUGUGUCCUGCGCUCGGAGAGCAAGCAGCGACUUUUUCAUGUCGAGCAAGAGCUCGGUGUCUGGGAGGAACACAGGCUUCGUCCUCCCACAUGUGGUGAGAUUAUGACACCACACACAGCCCAUUGUGCAUGCUUGUGGCCAUAACAUACACAAAUAUGCUUGCUGUGAGGACAAGGGUGGGAGGUGGGAGAUCAGCUCUGAACUAUUGCAGAUGACACUGUGUGUGAGUGUGUUGGUUGCAGGCCUGGCAGGAGGGGCUCUUCGGCGUCCUGUAAGCACGAGACUACUGACACAAGCACACACAACGAACACACUCACAGCGCCAGGACGGCACCAUCCACUGCAUAUGUCCUACAAUGGUCUCUGCAAUGGAUCUUGCGUUGUGUCGUGCUUCCUAUCGUGCAGAUAUGUGUUGGAUUCCGCGCGUGAGACGGCCGAUGACGCCACCUUCCGCCUGACACAUGUCUUUUUCAACGUCCUGGCGCUUGUCGUGGACGCAGGGUGCGAUACAUGUAUGGUCCACGCGGCGAUUUGCAUAUCCCUUUCUGCUGUUUGGAUGUGUCCCUCCCUCCCACCAACGCACAGUCAGCUGAUUCCGUUGCUGACAUCUCCCACCGACGCACGCGUGUUCAAGUGCCGCCAGUUCGACCUCUUUAACGUCAAAUGCCUCUUCAUGCUCAUCACCAGCCCGUUCGAGGCGCUCGCCGGAAACAACAAGAUCCAGUACACCAUCGUGGUUGUAUUGCUGAACCUGGUGAUGGUCGUUGCGCUGGUAAACGGCAUCAUCGUGGCGCACACAUUCCGCACACGGCAGGUCAACCUCAUCACGCCGAUCGUCAUCAUCAGGGGAUUCGUCAGAAUACUCGUGUGCGCCAGCAACGCUUAUACACACGAUCGGACAUGGAUUGAGAGAUUUGAUCUGUGUGUGCAUAUGGGUGGGUCGAUCAGCACGGUGUUCUUCACGAGUGCGGUGGCUCUGCUUGCUAGCACCGGCUCGUGCGGCUACGUGAGGGAGAAUGUCAGGGAUUUCAACUGCUUUGGACCGGAACACACCGUCGGUAUCCUGCCUGCCCUUAUGGGGGAGGGACCUGGCUGCAAAGCAAGGCCGGCGUCACCACCUCUGUCUCUCUUUCUGUCUGUCUGUGUCUCUGUCCACCUGUGUGUGUGCAGUCUUCAUCUGGUCGAUGCUGUCUCUUGUGUGGAUGAUCCCCUUUGCCCUAGCCGUCGCACGUACGCAUCAGCAGAUAGAUCAGCCACAUAUGCCGCGUACAUCGAUCAGCUCUGUGUGUGUGUGUGUGUUGUCGGCGUGGAUGGCCAUGCAGUGCUGUACAACAAGUUCGUCCCAUUCGUGUACGACCAGUCGGCGGCGGCCCACGGGCGGAACGAGGUGCUGUUCAUGGCCACCAAGGUGCUGGUCAACAUCAACUUCAUCAUCUGCCGCAACGCCACCGACUACUGCCGCUACGGCACGGUCAUCAACUUCCUCUGCCUCUCGGCCGUCGCCAUCGGCUCACUCAUGCAGGCGCCAUUCCACGUCGGGUCAGUCAGUCGUCUGUCAAUCCAUCCAUACCCCUCCAAGCGUCCAUCUGCAUGACGUGGCGUGACGUGGCGUGGCAGGUACACGAAUCGGAUUCGUCUGGGCAGUCUGUUUUUCCUGGUGCUGUUCUCGCUGGACCCUUUCAUUCCGACGCUGGGCGGCAACCGCAGCCUCAUGUUCGGAAUGUGCGCCCUCUUCGCCAUCUUCGGUCGGUCGGUCGGUGGGCGGGAAGCCAGAAACACACACACAUGGAUUGAUGGAUGGAUGGAUGGAUGUCCGUGUGAUGGAGAAGGCUACUCGAUAUCUCAGGUGCGCAAGAAUCAGUACCAGGAGAAGCUGAUAUCCGAGAUGCACGAGGCCCACAACCAUUACUCGUCAGUCAGCCAUGCACGACGCACAGCAGCCCGCAUCCAUCCAUCCAUCCAUCAUAGCACAUCUGUCGACUCCCUGCCUGUUGGCGCUGCAGGGAGACCUACUUGUCCAUCCUGACCACAAUCAUCAACCCCGCCCUCGCCGGUAGGUACGGCUGUCGAUCGACCUCUGUAUGGCUGCCUGCACCGACAUCAUUCAGACACGAUCCCCAAGUUCGCGCAGCAGGCGACGUCUCAGGACGUCCGUCGUGGCGGCGGCGGCGGGACCUCGCCACGAAGCAAGAAGAAAAUCAAAAAGAAACAGGCCAGGACCACAGCCGAGGAGGCGAAGCCCGACCCUUCACCAAUGGCCCUCGUGCCUGUCAGACAAGACGACGCACUGGGUAGGUAUCCAAAAAGAUGUACACGGAUACACGCAGACAUGGUCGCUUUGAGUGUCUGUGUGUCUGUGUGUCUGUCUGUCUGAUGUAGCUGCGGGUGCUGGGUCUGAGCGCGGAGCGGCUGACGAGUAUCAGAAGCUCGAGGAGCAGAUUCAGCACAAGCUGGCCAGCCGGCACUUUGUCAACUCCGUCAGCGAGAGGCUGCUCUUCGAGACGGACAUCGAACUCAUACUGAGAUACUUCAGGUCCUCGCUGAGCCCGGCCAGACAUGUAUAUCAUGACAUUGUACGAAUUGCCACUAUCAUCCAUCUGUGCGGUGCGUGCAGAGACAAUUGGUCCAACUUCAGUCAGCAGGAGCGGGAUGUGGCGCACAUGGUGAUGCUUGAGACCUUCAUCGUCAUGCUGCAACGGUCGCACUAUAAGGCAUUCGCACUCAUAUGGUACGGGUGUCUUGGAUUGGGUGGGUGAGACAUUUGGCUGGCACUCUGUGUGUGUGUGGUGUGGUGUGGUGUGGUGUGGUGUGGCAGGUAUGCAUUGGUGUCAAAGGAAUACUUCGGUGAGACCGUGUCGAUAUAUGGCUACAUCAAGAAGGCCCACGAGACGGCGGGAAAGUGCCAGCUAGACAUAAAGUACCUCUGCUUUUUCCUCGAAAAGGAGAUCGAAGCUACCAGGUACAAAUGCGCACCCACCCCCAGAGAGAGAGAAAGAGGGAGAGAGAGGGAGAGAGGGCACACUCUCCGCCGCCCGUCGAUGCGCAAUGCAGGCAGUCUCAGUCCAUGGGUGGUGACACCAAGAUGAACCUCGUGGAGUUGAUGACGUAUCGCAAAUGGCGGCAAGCUGCCAAGAUCAACCACAUCAAGGCCCUGCAGUCCCUCAGCCGCUUCUGGAAGGUCAUGUCGGCAAGCGACAUGUCGCCCGCCGGCCGCUCCAAGGGCACAACCAACGAAAUGAAGAUACUCAUCACGGGACUAAGAGCCGUUAGGGCAGCUGGUGAGACGAACGGCAACCAAAACAGUUGCACUCAUAUUCCUCUCGUCGCGCUCAGAUGCGGCCUACAACACGCUGAUUGCGAAAUACCCGAAGAAUCCUUCAAACUGGCUGCUGUACACAAUGUUUGUGAAGGUGGCUUUGAUGGACCGUGCCCGCGCAGCCCAGAUGCUGCAGGAGAAAAAACACGGCGACGACUACCGCGGCGAUGCUGCCUCGUCAUCACACGCCAGCGGAGAGGUGCACCCGACAGUGAGACACAAGAUGCGUUCGCAGCAUUGUUGUGGUGCGUGUGUGUGUGUGUGUUAGGGUGGCACCAGCACUUACGUGAGUCACCGUGAGGAGGUGACCUGCAAUCUGGAACAGAGGAAGCUCUCAGGGCUGAACGUGCUGCACCUUGUCUCGCUUCUCGGGUAUGGGAUCGAAAUGCUGACUGACACGACUGCCUCACGUCUCACAUGCCGGUAUGGUGUGUGGCCGGUUGAUGUUGGAUGCAUGUGCUGUGCGUGCAGUUGUGUCUUCUUGUUGGUGAUGGCUGGCAUCACCCACUGGGUGUCAGAGACGAGAAUGGAAUACACCUACAGGAAGCUCCAAGACCUGGUGAGCGAUCCGGCCAUGUGCGCGCAUCCAUCAUCCACACGGGUGAUUGGGUGAUUGUGUGUUUACAGGACCACAACAGUCAGCCACUGACCCAGUGGUUUACACACGUUCACAACCGUAACACGUUUGGGCUGUGUUUACAGGCGUGAUGCUCAACCUGUGGACCGAAGUCUGUAUUCAGCUGAAUCUGGUCACCAUCUACCAAGCCGCCAACCACGACAAGUACCCCUCAGCGUACGGGAAGCUCCUUGAAGCCGACGUAAGCGUACUGAUCCACCAGCAAACAGACACACACACGUUUGUCGUGUGUCCAGCUGAUCCUUGCGCGCAAGGCGGAGGAAAUCGCGACGUCGUCCAACAGGAUCGCCAACUUCGCCCAGAAGGAAGGCAUGGACGACAUCUUACUCAAGUAUCAGGAGCCCAACCUGAGGAUAAGAUUCUUCCGCAGCGAUCGUAAGCGUGUGUGCGCUCGUCUGUGCACAAUGCACGAAUUCGUGCAUUGUGCAGAGAGCAGGUAUCACCGGGAGUUGUCGUUCCAAGAGAUGGUGUCCGAGUACGUUAGUGCUUGCAGAAAAGUAACGACCGGCCGACCGAAGCGACUCACUUGUUUGCAUGUCUGUCUGUCUGUCUGUCUGUGCGUGCACGUAUGUGUGGGUGUGUACAGGUGGUCCACGAUCUCGAGACGGAGGGCCGUGUGUCGCUCGAGUCGCCUGACCUGCGGUUCGUCAGCGAGCAGUGUGCGGGCGAACCCACGGCGGAGCUUCUUACCAUCAUGAGAAUGCAGGUUGACCACGUAGGGAUCCACAACAAACAAGCAACGCUUCUUUGUGUGGAUGAGGGGUAGGGUAUCAUGCCUUUUGUUUCAUCAGGCUCAGGAUGCGCUGCAGACAUCGAUAAACGUGCUGGGGGCUUGCAAUGCCUUCAUCAUGUUCGUGUCGGUCGCCACGCUGGUGUUCAGCAUCUAUAUCAUCUCGAGGGGCCUGGGCGAGUACGAUCGCUGGGCGUCCCUUCCCGUCGUUAUGCAGGCAAACAACAAACACACAACCUGCUGUCGCAAUCACCGCAUCCCUCCUUGGUGUCUCUGUCCCUCAGAUUGCACACACGCUCACUGCUAUCGAAAGGAGGAAGCUGCGCAAAGAAUUCAGACGGGUCAGUCAGUACUCCAUUCUUCCUUCCAGCAUCACCUGGACUGCAUGCCUCUCUUUGAUGCUUGGUUGAUUGUUUGCUUUGCAGGCGGCGAAAGAGCCUGCUUUGCAGGCGGGAGAGGAUGACCUGGCCGAAGUGUUAGAGGAGUGGAUCAAACGUGAUAGCGUAUCGGUACGCCCACACAGCACUGCCGCCCGCUGCACACGUCCAUCAAUCACAAUCACCCCCUCUUCUGUGUCGGUCUUGUACACAAGAGGCGCAGAAGCACCCUGAUGGACGCCGACAAGCUGCCUCAACCCUCCGAGAGCGCACCACCGCCCCCACAGCCACUGCAGCAGCCUCCGCCUCCGGCAGAUGACGGCUCAGCGCCUCCCCAGUACCCGUCUCCGAACUCCUCUCCACCGCUUCCCGUCUGUCAGGAGAAGAUCACCCGCAGGGUGACAGGAUUCCCCCGCGGACCGGCCGAAGCUGAGGAGGGUGAAGAGGCGGACGAGAAGGACACGGAAAACCAAGGCGAUGUCAAAGAGGAGCCGCAGGGGGAGAGAGUGCAGCAAGAGGAGCCGGAGCACGCUGAGCGGCAGGAGGACCUGAGCCGAAGGCAAUCGUUGGACCGCGCCACUGUCAUGAAGGCGAUACGGCGGGCAUCCGUCACCCACAUGUCGUUGUCGGACAAGCGUCAAUCGGCGGCUGACUCGCCCCAAAUAGUCGUCUCACCCCCUUUGGCUGCAUCCUUAUCUGCUCGCUUCGCUUCAUUCCCCGACUCAGCGUCACAUGAAGAGGUGGAGGAGGGCGUGGUGACCGCUCGGAUCAGGGACAGCCCUCAGAUGAACAGCGGUACUGAAAAGCUGAAGAAGAAGGUGUCCUUCCACGGCGACUCGCCACGAAAAGGGCUCAUGUGCCCACCUGUGGGCACAAUUGGCGGUGACAUGCCAUUGGACUUCUUCCCCCAGGACGACAUCGGCGCCAUGGCCCUUCCGGUCUGCCAGUCAUCCUCCGGCACCUCGUCGCACUGCAUCUUGUCGUCCCGACAAGACGUGUCUCCUACAAACGUCGGCAACAACGAUGUGGCGCCUGACGACCACAAGGGGCGAGAAGGCGGAGAGGCCAGGAGCCCGGAGAUUACACACGAAGCUAUUCUGCCGCUGGAGCCACCGACGGACACAGUGACCCCGGGAGCCAGCGUGAUGGACGCCGAUAACAGAGACGCAGAGCCGCCAGAGGUUCCCCGAGCUGCGCUGCGACUCCCGAUUGAGCGCGCUGGCGGCGUGGCUGCCAUCAGGAAAGGCUUGUUCAACUUGGCCAGGGCCAAGCCGACCGAGGCCGUGGAGCCGGUACCUGCGAAGGACGAGAAGAAGGGCGCGGCAGAUGCUGGGACACCUGGCAGCAGGGGGUCCAUGUCGCCAGGAAGAAAAGCGCUCCAGUACGCCAAGGCCGUCUACCGCAACUCGAUGUAGGAAUGCUCCACUCACCAUCGCACAGACAGACGCAGGGAGAGCUGUGCUCAACUGGCUGUGUGUGUGCGUGCGUGUGUGUGUGUGUGGUGUCAGCGAGACGGUGAGUGAGUUGGUGGAGGAGGCGCACAGGAUGUCUGAGGAGCUGCGGGCCAAGCCGGGGUGGGGAAGGGCCUUCGACUGCGUGACGACCUCGUGUCGCAUCGUAUGGUCGUCCGUUGCGGGGAAGGUCUCCAAGUGGAUCUCACUCAUAUGGCUGGGCAUGCUCACGUGGGUCAUCGUCAGGCUCAUCCUCACGCUCGACAUGAUGAGCGUGAGUGCGGCGGGCUUUAGGCACAACCACAUGCAUCUGUCUCUGCCACAUGUGUCCGUGUGUCUCUGUGUCUGUGUCUCCCUCUCUGCAGUCAUUGAGCGACCGGAAGCACAUAGUCUCAGAGCUGAAGGCUCUCCAGUUCCACAUAAGGGAGGUGGCGGUCCUGGCACCCGACGUCGUGGAGAGAGACAGGUUUCCCUGGCGGACACUCAUCAGCACAUCGGGGCCCGACGGCGCAAGAGAGCAAUUCUGGUACAACCUGCACGUUGCCGAUGAAGAAUUCGGCGAGCUUGUGCACGGAGAAAGUACAAAGAAGGCCGGUGGCGGCGGGAUUGGCGGAACUUCAAGCUCCAGGAAGAUCAUGUACGAGCCUCACUGUUUCGUGGACGAGUCUUGCGACAACCGAACACACCCCUUCCCGGGCAGCAUAGACCUGGAGCACGGACUCUAUGAGGGUGUCCUGGUGUGGAUGCGGCGUGCAUACGACUUCCAUCACACGUACGACCACAUCCACGGCACCACGCGACGCCUCCGCCAGGCGGACCGCCACAGGCGGUCGCUCAGAGGGGGAACGGCACACCGGUCAGCAGAACAAACCAUACCAGAGCAUUCUUGGCAUUCUUCUGAGGCCGUGUACGUGCAGGGUGAAUGGGAGCAGCAGUACUGCCUUUCGGCAGCUGUAUGGGCGCGACUUUUCCGAACUAUUCCAGGAGGAUGACAUGCCACUCACGUACCGUACCCACACCAGCCCAAACGCGGCGACACGAAGGCGGCGGACUCUCUGUGUGUUGUGUUGUGCGGCAUCGCAGGAUUGAUCUGGAGCGUCCCCUGUGGUUUUGGUUCCUCACGAAUGCGGUCGAGUACGAUCUCACUGCAGGACUCCUCCAGCUGGAGAAGACAUUCCUCGAGGUGUGUUCCAGGCAGGCACGCAGGCAGGGAGGCAGGGGACUUGAGAACGGCAUGUGUCUCCUCUCCCCUCCCCCGACACAGGACACGGAGGAUGAGCUGGCACUCGACAAGAGUUUGCUAUGGGCGCUGACGGCCGUGGCCUUCGCCAUCAUCGCCAUCUGCGUAGCUAUCUUCCACGUCGUCUUCAACAACAUGCGCAAACAAGUAUACUGGCCACCGAGCCAACCAAAACAGAAUACAGAGAGAGACACAGCCGACUGUGUAUGUGUGUCUCAGGUUCGGUACGCCGUGACCUUCCUGUGGACGCUGCCGUGGGUGCUGACGGUGGAUCACGAGCUCAUCGCCCGCUUCUUCGACCCACACUACAAAGAGCAAGAAGAUAACGAGUCGAGCGAGGGCGACAGCUCGCCUGUCUCGCCGCAAAAGAAUACAAAUGCCGAGGAAGUCGUUGCUGUAAAGACAGAGCCCUUUGCCGAUUUGUUUGCCAAGGCCAAGCUCAAGGAUGCUAUGACCGGCAAGAAACAGGCCGCCGAAUAGAGGCUCACGAGAUGGCGGGUGCGUGUUCAUUAUUUCUCCUUUGGUGCUCAUUUGUCGGGUGGGUGCG